GGUGUGAGGGCGGAAGGCGCGGGAAGGGCAGCCUCGCUCCUGUUUCCCGGGACGGCGCGGAGCAGCCGGGGCUGAGCGGCAGCCGCGGUGCGGCGGGCGGGCAAUGGCGUGUGUGCAGGGCGGCCAGUAGACGGGCGGCGGGCCGGCGGCGCAGCAGAGAUGGAGAAUUUCUAAGGACAUCAUGGACAAAGGUGAAGGGAGCAGCAGUGCAUAUUAUCUUCAUGGUGAUCAAUUUCAAGAGGACAGUUUUGUUUCACCAGUGAAGACGGAUAAUGAAAACUCUGUGGACAUCUAUGAUGGCCUGGACACAGACUAUCAUGGUGGUGGACAGUCUGCUUCAUAUGAUAUUUCAGGAAAGAGUAAACCUGCUAAGGAUUGUUUCGAUUUAUAUGAGGAAAUACUAACGGAAGAAGGAACAGCAAAAGAAAUCUCUUUGAAAGAGUUUCAGGAGAAGUCGGUAGAGAGAGAAAGGAAAGUUGAAGAGUUGCUGCAAAAACUGCAUGAAGUUGAAACCAAGAAUUCCACUCUGUCAGAUGAGAACAUCCAGCUGAAAAAGAACAUAUCAGCGCAUAAAACUGCUCGUCAGGAAAUUAUCCGUAAGGAUGAAGAAAUUAAUAGGCUAAACAGAAGACAAUCAAUGAAUUGGAUUGGAAAUCCAUGUCUCCGUCGCUACCAUAAUCACUAUACUCAUCCCCCAGGAUCGUUCAAUGUUCCAAUCAUAUCACAGAAUGAUAAUACUUAUUCUAGACGCAACCUUCCUUGUCCGUCCAGAUCUGCAAAUGUUGAACAGUGUCAGCUCACUCCUCACUUAAAUGAAGAGGGAAAUUGUCCCCAAGAUGGACCACUUGGGUGUGGAAAUAACAUUUUGGAACCAAAGAACCAAUGUAAUUUACCAAGAAAUGCCAAAUCUCUUUCUAGCCCUCAUUCAAUUGUAGACAGAGAGCAUUGCAGCAAGUCUUCCUCACGUACAAGUACUGUACCACCUCAUAAACCAAAUAUCAUCAAGGAUAAAGCAGAACUGUUUCCUUGCAAGGAAAGGAGAGGAAUUGAGAAAUUAAAUGGAGAGGAUUCAGUUAGACAAGGAACUGUUGAAAAGUUACACAGUUCUGAGUUAUCAGACCCAGGAAAUAAAAACAAAGGACUCAGUUUUCCAGAAAAGAUUGAUAAACUUGGGCGAACUUCUCAGAGUACAAAAACACAUUCUGAAAUGAGAAGCACAGGUCGGCAUGGCCCAGAGAAAAGUUCAGACAAAAUCAGGCAUCGCCUUGGGCAGGACACACUUACUGUCUCGUCAGGAAACGGUGCAGAUUCAAAAGAAUCAAAAAGCCACGUUGAAAAGGAGAAAAGACAUAAAGAGAAGGAGACAAAAAAAAGUGACCCCAGAAGCAGAGAGCAGACAAUGGACAGAAGAAAGGAACAGAGAAGUAAUCGGGAAGAUGCCCAAGAAAAGCAAAGAGAUGACAGGUUAAGAAGUCGACCUUUUCAAAAGGAGAGAGAACCAGAGAGACGGCAUUCUGAAAAAAGAAGUGAGUCGUCUAAGUUGACAAGUCCUGCAAGCCCCUGCAAGAGUUCUCGUUGGAGCACUGGUGUGGCAGUGGACCACUCUUCCAGAGAAAGAAGAAAUCAAAAGACUGAGAGCAGGAGUUCAGGAAAGGAAAGAAGCACCGAGGUUAGCAGAGACCGAAGAAGUAAACAGUCAAAUAGGAAAGUGCCAGACGAAGAGACCGCCAAGGACAGUGUUAGACAGACUGGUAAAAGCGACAUCAGAAGCUUAAAAAAAGAUGAAAGUAGAAAGGAAAAGGGUAAAUCUGAACACAAAGAAAAUCGGAAAGACUACAAUAUUAACAGGCAUUCGUUACAGAAUGGAAGAGACUGUAUUGACAAGGAGCAUCGAAGUGAAAAAGACAAAACUAGAUUAUCUGAGGGAAAUGAAAGAAUGACAAAAGGACAUUGUACAGAAGAUGCAGUACAUGGCCACGGUUCCAGUAACUUACAGAGCCCGACAGAUGAACAAAGCUUAGUAAGAGACACUGAUCCCAAGCUGCAUUUUAUGGAAACAUUGCGGCUUACUGUUUCUCCUGUGAAGAGACCAUCUGCUGUUUCUUGUGAGGUGGAGGCACCAUGCACACAGGUGCUCAGUGAAGGUGAGGUGGUGAAGCAUGCUGACUGCUUGGCAUCUACAUCAGAGAAUACUGACUUCAGUAACAAGAGAAGCUCUGAGGAAGCUAGCAAAGAUCAAGGAAAGGACACAGACUCUGAAUCCACUGAGAUGCAGUUGGGAACACCUGAGGUUUCUGUGCCUCCAGGUAAUCAGGAUUCUAUAGUACUCAAAACACCUUCUGCCCUGCUAAAAGGAGAUGAAGUGGAGGAAGGCUUUGAAGUUAUAUUAAUGGAAGAUUCUGACCCGGUAAAGUUAGCUGAAAUUGUUGUGGAGACUGUUGGAACUGUGGAAGUUAUCAGCGAAGUGGUUGAAAACUCCACACCACUUGUGGAAAUUCUUGCCGAUGAGUGCUUGGAAUCUGUAGGAAAUCCAUCGGAGGCUGACAAGAGUGAACUAAACAAAACAUCCCAGCAGCUUAUGGAAGCUAAUCAUACCAUUGAUGGGCAAUAUGGGGGUUCAGAGUGCCCUGUUGAAACUGACAGCACAGUCAGCAGUGAAAACGUUGUGUCCCUCACUGGUGCUGGCAACCCUGGAGAUUCUGGUCAGCCUCUGGAUGUUGCUACAGUGGUUAUUGCACAAUUGCAUGAAAAUUCAGAGCCAGAUUUGACUGGCAGUGAAGUUCAGCAGACAACAGGCAGUGUGGUAGAUUCUUCAGCAGUUACCACACCAGUUAAAAAAUCUUGUGUACCUGUUGACCUGGAAGACAACUCCAUCCAAAGCAUUGAUUUCACCUAUAUUGGGUGCAUAGGUGCACUCAUCAGUCCUUUAACCAGUCCUCUACGUCCUGUCAGAUCUUCAGCGUUGGAGAAGUCAGGUACAUCUGCAGAGGGAGAUGUUGACAACAAAGAUAAAAGUUCUAAAGUGAAAAUCCAAGAUAGUUGUUCUCUGAGCAGUUGCACCUUGGAUUUAAAUAAAGAAAAUCAGGAGCCUUUGUGUAAAGCAAAAGUUAAAACCCUGGGGACUUCUGAAGAAAUAGAAGAAGGAGAAAUCAUAAGUGAUGUGGAUGAGUGUGUGCCUCAAGUGCUGAAACCAGCUAGUAACGUUGAAAUGGUGAAAGAGAGCAGCAAUGAAGAGAAAGAUAAUCCUGGUCAAAGCGCAAGUGAAAAGGAAACAAGACUGGCAAAUCCUGAUGAAUCUGCUGUAAAAUAUUCCUCUGAAGUAUUACCCAAAAUUAAAUCUGUUAAGAAGCAAGGAGAAUCAAAAGGUGUGCCAUCAAAACAAAAUACUGAAGGAUUCAAAAUAUCUUCAUUGAGUUCUAUGGAAAAAAAUCAGAUUAAAUCCUCAGUUACUGACUUAAUGGAAGCCCUAAUGGUCGCUCGAAAGAGCAUCCGAAAGAAAUACAUGAAGCUUCAUAAACAAUUUGAAAUCCGCAGGUUUAAACGAAUUAUUGAAAUUGCCAUUACGGAAUUCAUCUCUAUAGUUAAAAGGUCCAAAUUUCCAAAGUCCAGGCAACAACAAAAAAGUUCUAUCUGUGCAUUGAUUGAGACAGUACUAUCACAGGUUAAAUGCAAUGGGAUUGUAAACAGUAUUUUCUCACAACAGGCCCCAAACAUGAAAGAAAAACUGUGGCUGUUUGUGGAAAAGCAGUUUGAUUUUAUGUUUGACAAGGCACGUGAGACAUUCAUCUCUUGUGAGAAUAUAAGUCUGGAACUGGCCUUGGAAGAGGAAAGAAAAAAUGAGAAGGUGAUCAAAAGUAAGAAGAGAAAUGUAAUGGUUAAGCACAAAGCUGAUAAACCUUUAAAGCUGAAGAGGUCCCUCUCUUCAGAGCCAUCUUUGGCAAAUAAUGCUUUGGGCAAAAGGAACUUUGAGAAAAAGAAACUAACUACUGAUGGGAGCAGACAAAAAGGAACCACAUUGAACAAACAUACAAAGAAUUGCACUGAGCUUUCAGCUGGUGAUAUCUCCAAAGAAAAUUCUAGGCCUUCCACAAAAGUCAAAAACUUGCUGUCUGUGAAUCAGAUGAAUUCAAAUGCUUCAAGUGAUUCGCUGAUAAAUUCGAACUCUACUAAAGACUCCCAUGAGAAAACUGAACUUGGCAUACUGACAGAACAACAGGCCUCUACUCUUACUUUUAACCUGGUAAGCGAUGCUCAGAUGGGUGAGAUAUUCAAAUGUUUGUUACAGGGAUCGGAUCUGCUGGAGCAAGGGAUUUCGGCUUUGGAAUGUAAUUCUUGGCCUAUCCCAGAAAAGAUGCAUCCUGAUGUCAGCACACAUUUGCCUGGUGUUACUUCCACUUCAGAGAAAGCUCGUCUAGUGUCGCAGGGAGAUAGUAUUUCCUGGCCUCCUGUUACACCAAAUAAGCAUGCUGUUGGGUUAAGACCACCACUUAAUAUAGAUAUUUUGGAUGAAAGCUGUAUGCUAGAAAUUCCUGACAAGGUGGUACAAAACAAAGAUGCUCGGGUGAUCAGUCCACCUGAGGAUUCAAAUAAUCAGAAGAUAAUUGAAACAAAUUCAGUUCUACAAAUGCGUUCCUCCGUAUCCUCUAUUCUGAUGGAGGACCUGGCAGUUUCUCUUACGGUGCCCUCGCCUCUUAAAUCAGAUGGGGAAAUCAGCUUCUUAACCUCUCAGAAUGGAUUAUCCUUGCCUGGUGAAAUGAGUGAGGCCAUUUUGUCCAGCCAUUACAGUGAAAAUGCUGUCCUGGAUGAGGAGGAUGCUUCGGAGCAAGAUAUCCACUUGGCAUUGGAUUCGGACAAUUCCAGCAGCAGCUCCAGCAGUUCUUCAACAUGGAACAAGCAGAUGCCAGCCUCAGCUUUUCAGUAUCAUUGCCAUCCACCAAUGCAGGCUGUUGUAAUGGAAAAGUCAAAUGAUCACUUCAUCGUCAAGAUAAGAUGCAAGGCAUCCAACAGCAAUUCUCCACUGCAGAGCUCGCCCUCUGCUGCAGCGGUGAAGGAGAAUGAGACAUCCAAGUUGGGACUAGGUGGACAAACCGUUGUGGAUACCAUUGAUAAGCAGGCAAUAUUAUCCAGCAACAAUGUGCAAGAAGUGCCUGAAAGACAAGAUCAUGUAAUGUCCAAAUCAUUGCCUAAUCGCUCCCGAAUUGUGGAGCAUCCAGUAGGUAAAAGCAGAAGUACAGAGGAGUCCGGAAUGGAGGUCGAUAUGCAACCACCUCCAUCGGAGAAAGAUCAGCUAUCACUAACCAAAAACUGUACGGAUCAUGAACCAUCACUUGAAGCCCCCAGUGGGAAUACAAAACCUGAUGCAUUAUUGACUACAACAGCUUUGAAACCCAGUCCUAGUUCCGGGAGCAGGAAGAGGAAAUGUAAUGUGAAAGUGGAUUCCACUGAGAAAAGAGCACGCAAAGAAGCUGAGCCUUUGAAUGCCAGUAAGAAAAAUAAUAACAAAACCAAGACUAAAAGAAAAACCACUUCCUCAGCAAAGAAAGAUAACAAAAAGACAGCAGAUACGCCAGAGAAAACGAUGAGAAAACCUCGUCGGUCUACAGUAUCAUCACCAACCAGUCUAUCUGCUAAAAAUGUUAUCAAGAAGAAUGGUGAAGUUGUAAUUACAUGGACUAGGGAGGAUGAUCGUUCAAUAUUGUUGGAUUGCCAACAGAGAGGAGCAAAUGAAGAAACUUUUAGUUACAUAUCUAGAAAACUGCAUAGGUCCCCACGCCAGAUAUCAGAAAGGUUCCAUUGUUUGAUGAAGUUAUUCAAAAGGACAGAAAACAUGAAUAACUAAAUGCUUCUGAGAUUUACACUUGCUUUUCUGAAACGAUUCGGGGAAUUUUGGAGAAGAAACAUUUGAGCACAAGGAUUGAUGACAAAUAAUUCAAAGGCAGAGUGGUGGUCUGUCCUUUUUUUUUCAGUGAUCGUAUUUCUUAACAAUCAGUCUAUUUAGACCACACUUUGAAAUGGCAUGCACAUGUGAUGCAAGCACCCCUUUACCAGUUAUUAUUACCUUAUCAACUCAUGCCACCUGCCUCCCUCCUCCCCAACUUGAAAUGGUUCUACUGGACUGACUAUUGAGCGGUUCACAGUGUUCACUGAAACAGGUUUUAAAUGCCAUGAUUUGUUUCAUCUCUCUCAGUAGUGUGACGGAUGUGAAUUGCUUUAACAAUGUUGGCCCUUUUGUACAUUUGCCUACAUUACUGACAUAGAUGGCCGAUCUCAAUGCAUUCACUGCGGUGUGCUGUCAGAUUAUUAUAGUCUGUAAAGUAUAAAAUGUGUAUUUGUACAUAAAUCUGUUAAUACAGUUUAUAUUUUUAUGUGAAUAACUUUGAAAGCAGGUUUGGAACUUUCUGAAAUUGCUUGCACUCACAGCUGUUUUUUUAUAGAGUUGGUAAACAAUGCUGUAAAUUUGUUAAUAUUAUAAAUACAAGUUUUUGAAAUUUACAUAAGUUGUCUUAAGUAUGUUUCAGACUGUGAAGACUAUUAUAAUUUAUUUUUGCUAGGUUUCAAUGUGAGAAGUAAAAGCUGCUUAAUUUGUGUUUGUUUCUUUUGUAUCACAUCCAGAAUGUUUGUACUGCUUGAAGAUGAUGCAAGUAUUAUUGUCAUUUUCUUAUUGCCUUGCUUGGAUUCAUUGCUUAAAUACAUUCUGUACAUAAUAGCUUUUAUUAUUUUUAUCUUUUUUCUGGGAUGAGAAGUACAAAUUUGACUCUGUGGUAUUUUCUAAUUAGAGUGAAUCCAUUAGAUGAGGAAUGGAAUAUUAUGCUGUUGGGUACUAUG
This is a messenger RNA of Pristis pectinata (smalltooth sawfish), 6825 nucleotides long. RefSeq names its product caspase 8 associated protein 2 (gene casp8ap2). Lineage: Eukaryota; Metazoa; Chordata; Chondrichthyes; Rhinopristiformes; Pristidae. Gene Ontology annotation, cellular component: PML body; mitochondrion. Gene Ontology annotation, molecular function: transcription corepressor activity. Gene Ontology annotation, biological process: Fas signaling pathway; extrinsic apoptotic signaling pathway via death domain receptors. The record is from RefSeq and is a predicted model, not a curated record.